Magnolia sinica is the source of this 943-nucleotide messenger RNA. Its product is annotated as ras-related protein Rab7. The coding region runs from base 148 to 771 and encodes 207 amino acids. The record is from RefSeq and is a predicted model, not a curated record. Gene Ontology annotation, molecular function: GTP binding; GTPase activity. The transcript is spliced from 7 exons. Gene Ontology annotation, cellular component: vacuolar membrane. Lineage: Eukaryota; Viridiplantae; Streptophyta; Magnoliopsida; Magnoliales; Magnoliaceae.
GUCCAUUUUUCUUGUACAGGUAUCUCGCACUUUAUUAAAACUCUCCCUCUGUCUCUCUCAAAUUCCAUAGAUUUCUAGGUUUUGAUUUUGGGUCGGAAGAGAAACCUCAGAAACCCUAAUUUCAAGAGAUUUAGGGCUUCGAAAUCCAUGGCGUCUCGAAGGCGGAUGCUUCUCAAGGUCAUAAUCCUCGGGGACUCUGGGGUCGGUAAGACAUCUCUGAUGAAUCAAUAUGUGAAUCGGAAGUUCAGUAAUCAGUACAAGGCAACGAUUGGAGCGGAUUUCUUGACGAAAGAAGUCCAGUUUGAAGAUAGGCUGUUUACAAUGCAGAUAUGGGAUACAGCUGGUCAGGAGAGGUUUCAAAGUCUUGGUGUGGCUUUCUAUCGUGGUGCGGACUGCUGUGUUCUUGUUUAUGAUGUCAACGUCAUGAAGUCAUUUGACAACCUCAACAAUUGGCGGGAAGAGUUUUUGAUUCAGGCAAGCCCAUCUGAUCCUGAAAAUUUCCCAUUUGUCGUACUGGGAAACAAGAUAGAUGUGGAUGGUGGCAACAGCCGAGUGGUGUCUGAGAAGAAGGCGAAGGCAUGGUGUGCCUCCAAGGGGAACAUUCCCUACUUUGAGACUUCUGCAAAAGAAGGUUUCAAUGUUGAAGCUGCUUUCGAAUGUAUAGCUAAGAACGCUCUCAAGAACGAACCUGAAGAAGAAAUAUACCUCCCGGAUACUAUUGAUGUGGCGGGCGGAGGACGACAACAGAGAUCGUCAGGCUGUGAAUGUUAGGUUGGUGUUUUGAUUGGGAUGGAAAAUGGCGACUGCAGUUCCCUCCAUUUGUUACGCUUACGCGGUAAUAAUUCAGUGAAGGCUUUUAUAGAUCUAUGUAUAAUAUGCGCCCCAAAAAAAAAAAAAAACUGAUGAUUGUGAUAUGUGAUAGUUUGCAUCUCUUGGAUCCUCU